This is a messenger RNA of Mytilus trossulus (common blue mussel), 867 nucleotides long. RefSeq lists its product as uncharacterized. Bases 13 to 852 code for a protein of 279 amino acids. The transcript has 7 exons. NCBI's taxonomy places the organism in Eukaryota, Metazoa, Mollusca, Bivalvia, Mytilida, Mytilidae. The record is from RefSeq and is a predicted model, not a curated record.
UUUUUAUUGUAGAUGCAGCUUACAUCAAUCUAUUUCAAUAACCUGAAAAUGCUUCUAAAACUGACUAUUAUUCUUUUUAUUAAUCUGUCCAUAUGUAUCAAGAACAGUUCCACUGCUACUCCAGAAAUAAAUUAUGAAUGUACACCCGAAAGAUAUGUCAAAAUACAGAAUAAAACACUCGUUAGGGACCACAGGCUGAAAGUGUUGAAGAAAAAUGGAGAAGCAUGUGACCUAAACAACAUUACAAUAAAUACAUGUGGAGUUAAGCAAGGGGAACCGGUGAGUCUACUAUUACAAGAAGAUAAUACGACUGAGGUUGUAGGUGGACACAAUUCCUUUAAGUUCCAGUUGAAUUGUACCGACGAAGGAGUCUAUACAGUUAUAAGUUCAUCAGAAAUAGAAGUAAAACCACCGACAACGUUGAUACCAUUGAAACGACCCGCAUAUCAUGCCAUAUCACUAUCGAUACUAGAUAGCUCCAAUGCUCCCAUAACAGGUGCUGUACAUGUAGGACAAGAACUAAAAAUGAUAAUGGAAAUAACUGAUGGUAGUUACGUUCUAGGUCCAAAAUUGUGCACUGCGAAAGGAACUCACUCGGAAAGUUACAAAAUAUGGGACAUAUCGCAGAGUUGCUUUCAUGAUAGUAGUAUCAUUGCUGAUAAGUGGACGACAGUCGCUGCUCAUGCUCAGAGAAAACUGGAAAUACUUAUGUAUGGUUUUUAUUUCCCAAAUUCCACCCAUGUAACGAUCGAAUGUUUGACGCACGUUUGCACGAAUACAACAAUCCCUCAGUGCAAAAAUGUAUGUAUUGACGAUGUUUACAAUUCAAGCAUGUCUUUAAAAUUAUUUUAAUUGAUAUCGUUAUAU